CUCAUUCUUGUAAUUUUCAGAUAGAUAAAAUCUGUAAAAUGGGAGAAGUGUCAAAUAGAUUUUCUAUGCGGAGUCUUCGUGCCUCAUUAGCUUCUGAUACUAUGGCACCAAGAUUAUCCCGGGUGAGACAGGAGGAAUCUGUUACAGCGUACACUGCUGUUCCUAAACAAGUUCUUAAUCUGGUGGAUGUGCAGAUCAAAUCAGCUGAUACUUCCAACAGGACAAUGCUGCGCACAGUUACAACAUUCAAGCAUGAGACAAGUAGGGAGAGAAAACGAAGACGAUGGAAGGAAAAAAUGAAGAAUUAUUCAGAGCAAACCAAAUCAACUAAAAACAAGGUUGAGGGUUGGGCUUACUUACCUGAUCUUAUCUUAGAACAAAUAUUCCAAUAUCUUACAUACAAGGUAG
This is a messenger RNA of Eurytemora carolleeae, 408 nucleotides long. RefSeq lists its product as uncharacterized. The annotation marks the transcript as partial. The record is from RefSeq and is a predicted model, not a curated record. The transcript is spliced from 4 exons. NCBI's taxonomy places the organism in Eukaryota, Metazoa, Arthropoda, Copepoda, Calanoida, Temoridae.